AUGGUCCCUGCUUUGAGUCUGCAGGUCACUCUGGCCUCUGAGGUCUCAAAUCUCCAAGCGUCAUCAUCUCUUCCUGUACCCAUCAGCAUCUCUAUUCACAACAACGCAUCAUCCUCAGUGACUCUUUUGACAUGGAACUCACCUCUGGACUUCCAGGCCGGGGUUCUGGGUGUUUUUGAGGUCUGCGAUAUUGAAAAUGGAAAAGCACUUCCCAUCGACACGAUCAAAGUAUCCAGAAAGCUCCCGGCAACCUCGGCAGAUCUGGUCGAAAUACCAGCGGGCCAGGCCAUAGACCGCACUGUGAAGCUUCCUUCAUUUGAAUGUGAAGAGGGGCAUGAAUAUUCCAUCCAAGCUCUGGGAAUAUGGCAUGCGGUGUGGGAGAUGCCGCUGACAGAAGUGACUGAGUCUCACCUUGCGGAUUUAACUGGAGCUACACGCGGAGAAUUCAAAUCAAAUUUUGCCCAUGUGAAAGUCAAUAGAACGGGGAAUUCUUGA
This is a messenger RNA of Penicillium manginii, 495 nucleotides long. RefSeq lists its product as uncharacterized. Bases 1 to 495 code for a protein of 164 amino acids. The record is from RefSeq and is a predicted model, not a curated record. NCBI's taxonomy places the organism in Eukaryota, Fungi, Ascomycota, Eurotiomycetes, Eurotiales, Aspergillaceae. The transcript has a single exon.